UAUGAAGUAUUUAAAUACAAGAAUCGGAAAGAAAAUGACAUAUCUUAUCGGAAGUAGUCUAUCAUUAAGUGCCAGUACUUGGCUUUAUUUCGGUACUUACGACCGCUUCAAAACGUAUGACAUAUACGGCGUAACCAUUUUGAUGGGUAUAUCUGGCUCUACAAUGUUGAUCACCAGUCUCUCCAUUACCAAUGACUUGAUUGGACACAACACUUCGAGCGGGGCUUUUGUUUUCGGAGCCAUGAGUUUUGUGGACAAACUGUCGAAUGGUAUCGCAGUGAUUGUCAUUGAAAAUCUUCAUCCGUGUAAGACAUGCGGAUGUAGUAUUUGUGAUGAUUACUACCGCAAUGUCUUGGCUUUUGUCUGCGGGGGUGCAACUGUUCUCACUCUCAUGGCUUUGGCUCUGUUGGCACCGCAUCCCAUAGGGAUCACUCGAAACAGUGAGUCCAUUACACCCAUCAAUACUUCAGUUAGAGGAGAAGAGGAGUGUGAGAGUGAAGACGAAGACGACAACAUUUGUGAUAACUCUAUAUCUCCGCUCAUUCACAAUACAUAACACUCUUAAAUGACUGUAAUAUUUUUUUAAUUAUUA
Molecule: messenger RNA, 592 nt
Organism: Oppiella nova
Lineage: Eukaryota; Metazoa; Arthropoda; Arachnida; Sarcoptiformes; Oppiidae
Source: the annotation of a GenBank genome assembly